AAUGACACUAAAAUAGUUGGGCGGAAUCUACAACCAAAAAGUUCAUUUUUUAACGAAUACCAACUGUUUGAUAGCUUCCAUUCCUUCUCUCUCUCUCUCUCUCUCUCUCUCUCUCUUCAUAUCUGUCUUUCAAAUCAGACUUGUUUUUACAGAGAGAGAGAGAUGGCAGCCAUUGCUGGUGGUACUGGUUGUUCUGCUGGUUUGGUGUUCAAGAACAAAGAAUCAUCAUGCAGCAAUGGAGUUUCUGUGUUGCAAUUCAAUGGGAUUAGAGCGGUGGAAAACAAGCAAGUGGGUUCAGCUGGGUGUAAGCCAAAUGGGUUCCUUUCAACUUCAGGCUCGAAGUUCAGAAGAAUCAAGGCCAUGUCAUCUCCUACUGUUUCGGCUCCCAAACGAGAAACGGAUCCAAAGAAAAGGAUUGUCAUAACUGGAAUGGGUGUCGUUUCAGUUUUCGGCAAUGACAUUGAUACAUUUUACAAUAAACUUCUUGAGGGAGAGAGUGGUGUCACCCCUAUUGACAGGUUUGAUGCGUCAUCAUUCUCUGUUCGAUUUGCUGGUCAGAUUCACAAUUUCUCCUGCGAAGGCUACAUCGAUGGAAAGAAUGAUCGCCGACUUGAUGACGCAUGGAGGUACUGCUUGGUCGCUGGCAAGAAAGCUCUUGUUGAUGCCAAGCUUGGUCCGGAAGUCCUUGAAACUAUGGACAAAACAAAAAUAGGAGUUCUUGUGGGAUCAGGCAUGGGAGGCUUGACGGCAUUCAGCUCUGGAGUCGAGGCACUUAUCGAAAGCGGAUAUAGAAAGAUCUCUCCAUUUCUUAUUCCUUAUACCAUCACCAACAUGGGUUCAGCAUUGUUAGCUAUAGAUACCGGCUUAAUGGGACCCAAUUACUCCAUUUCAACAGCUUGUGCAACGGCAAACUACUGCUUCUUCGCAGCUGCAAGCCACAUUAGAAGAGGUGAAGCUGAUAUCAUUGUAGCUGGUGGGACGGAGGCUCCGGUCAACGGUGUUGGGGUUGGUGGAUUUAUUGCUUGCCGGGCCUUGUCUCAGAGGAACAGCGAACCCCACAAAGCUUCAAGACCAUGGGAUAAAGAUCGUGAUGGCUUUGUCCUUGGAGAAGGCGCUGGCGUGCUGAUAAUGGAGAGCUUAGAGCACGCAACGAAAAGGGGAGCCAAUAUAAUUGCAGAGUACUUGGGAGGUGCCGUCACAUGUGAUGCUUAUCACAUGACUGAUCCUCGGAAAGAUGGCCUCGGAGUUUCAUCUUGUAUAACAAUGGCUUUGGAAGAAGCUGGAGUUUCCCCUGAGGAGGUGAACUAUGUGAAUGCUCACGCAACGUCAACUCCCGCUGGGGAUUUGGCAGAGAUUAAUGCCAUCAAGAUGGUCUUUAAGAACACAUCUGAGAUGAAAAUGAAUGGGACCAAGUCUAUGACCGGGCAUGCGCUUGGAGCUGCAGGUGGAUUGGAAGCCAUUGCAACCAUAAAAGCAAUCAACACUGGCUGGCUACAUCCAACCCUUAACCAAUGUAACUUGGAGUCUGAUGUCACAAUCGAUACUGUUCCAAACGUGAAGAAAGAACAUGAAGUUCAUGUUGCUAUCUCCAACUCAUUUGGCUUUGGUGGGCAUAAUGGGGUGGUUGUUUUCGCUCCAUUCAAACCCUAGAUGAAGCUUAAUCGAAGUUGCCUCUCUCCUCACAUUUUCCCUUUUGAAAAGAUUUGAUUUUUGCUAUCAUUUUAUUUGUCCAAAGCAUGACUACAGAAAAUUCGAGUAUCACGGCUUCGCCAUUUGCUUUUCAGACCCAUACACUAUUUGAUGAGACCUGAUUCAUCUCCCAACGAAUAGAACUGUCUUUCCUGUUCCUA
Molecule: messenger RNA, 1850 nt
Organism: Rhododendron vialii
Lineage: Eukaryota; Viridiplantae; Streptophyta; Magnoliopsida; Ericales; Ericaceae
Product: 3-oxoacyl-[acyl-carrier-protein] synthase I, chloroplastic-like
Exons: 8
Coding region: 163-1650 (495 amino acids)
Biological process (GO): fatty acid biosynthetic process
Molecular function (GO): 3-oxoacyl-[acyl-carrier-protein] synthase activity
Source: RefSeq, a predicted model, not a curated record